Vidua chalybeata is the source of this 2248-nucleotide messenger RNA. It is a transcript of the gene PAH, whose product is annotated as phenylalanine hydroxylase. The record is from RefSeq and is a predicted model, not a curated record. The transcript is spliced from 13 exons. Gene Ontology annotation, biological process: L-tyrosine biosynthetic process; L-phenylalanine catabolic process. Lineage: Eukaryota; Metazoa; Chordata; Aves; Passeriformes; Viduidae. The coding region runs from base 83 to 1423 and encodes 446 amino acids. Gene Ontology annotation, molecular function: phenylalanine 4-monooxygenase activity; iron ion binding.
UCUGGCCCCUGCAGUUAAGUCAGAAGGCUUUACCUGCUGUAGUGAAAGGGCCUUCCUGUGUGGGCAUUGCUGCCUCUGCAACAUGGACUCACAGCACUGCAAAAUGAAUGGUGACUCUUUCCAGGAAUCUAGCUACAUUGAAGACUCCCCCAGUAAAAAUGGUGUGAUUUCUUUGAUUUUCUCUCUGAAAGAAGAAGUCGGGGCAUUGGCUAAAGUCCUGCGCACAUUUGAGGAAAAAGGUAUAAACUUGACCCACAUUGAGUCCCGACCUUCACGUCUCAACAAAGAUGAGUAUGAAUUCUUCAUUAACUUGGAAGGCAAGAAUGUCCCAGCACUGGACAAGAUCAUCAAGUCCUUGAGAAGUGACAUUGGAGCAACAGUCCAUGAGCUCUCACGAACAAAGAAGAAGGACACUGUACCGUGGUUCCCAAGAAGUAUCCAAGAGCUGGACAGGUUUGCCAAUCAGAUCCUAAGCUAUGGAGCAGAAUUGGAUGCUGAUCAUCCUGGGUUCAAAGAUCCUGUGUACCGGGCCCGGAGGAAGGAGUUUGCGGACAUCGCCUACAACUACAGACAUGGCCAACCUAUUCCUCGUGUCACCUAUACGGAAGAAGAAAAGAAAACUUGGGGCACUGUCUUCAGGGAGCUGAAGAGUCUGUAUCCAACUCAUGCUUGCUAUGAACACAACCACGUGUUCCCACUGCUGGAGAAGUACUGUGGCUACAGGGAGGACAAUAUUCCCCAGCUUGAAGAUAUUUCAAAUUUCUUGCAGAGCUGCACUGGGUUUCGGCUGCGUCCUGUUGCAGGCUUGCUCUCGUCUCGGGAUUUCCUGGCUGGGCUGGCGUUCCGAGUGUUCCACUCCACGCAGUACAUCCGCCACGCCUCCAAGCCCAUGUACACCCCAGAGCCUGAUAUUUGUCAUGAGCUGCUAGGACAUGUACCUCUUUUUGCUGAUCCCAGUUUUGCUCAGUUUUCCCAGGAAAUUGGACUGGCAUCUCUGGGAGCUCCAGAUGAUUUCAUCGAGAAACUUGCUACGGUAUAUUGGUUUACAGUUGAGUUUGGACUUUGUAAGGAAGGAGAUUCCCUCAAGGCUUAUGGUGCAGGGCUGCUGUCUUCAUUUGGGGAGCUGCAGUAUUGUUUAUCAAGUAAGCCUGAGAUUCAGCCUCUUGUCCUGGAGAAGACUUCUGUGCAGAAGUACUGUGUUACUGAGUUCCAGCCUGUCUACUAUGUUGCUGAAAGUUUUAAAGAUGCAAAAGAAAAGCUAAGGAAAUUUGCUCAAACAAUCCCUCGUCCUUUCUCUGUUCGGUAUAAUCCCUACACACAGAGGAUUGAAGUCUUGGACAAUGCAAAGCAGCUGAAGAACUUAGCUGACACGAUCAAUAGUGAGAUUGGGAUCCUUUGCAAUGCCCUCCAGAAGAUCAAAUGAAGAUUUGCUGUAAUGGUGUAAUGUAGUGACUAGAAGCUAUGAUGUGCAAGUGCCAGUCUUGAUCUAGCCUCAGUAUAUUAUCUUCCAGUGAACUGCAUCAAUAAUUAUGUUAUAUAUCUUAAUUAUUAGAGAUUAACAGAUAAACAGACAUCUAUGGGUGACCCUCAACUCUUCUGGCCUUCAGACACUAAUCCAUUUUUUUCUUACUGAUGUAUAAAAAUGACCUUAUUCCUGGGAACCUGGGGGAAGUCUGUAUAUGUUUUGUGCCAAAGGUUAGCAGAAGGAGAUCUUCACCAUGCAGAGCAUAAUGUGCUGCUCCUGUGAGGUCUGGGACCAGGGAUGGGAUGUCAAAGAUGAACAGAGUAAUCUACCUUGCCUUCUCUCACAGUCACUCUCCACUCAGUGCCUCCCAGUUUUCCAAGGUUCCCAUGUGUCUGGAACUCUACACCUUUCAGGGUACAAGGGAAGAUUUUUGUUAACAGGCAUACUCAGCUACUCAUGGUGGAUUGCUGAUGUGUGAAGGCUACAUUUUUUCUGUGUAUGUCCUUUCCUGAGAGGUGUCUCUUAUUUUUCUAGUCUCACAACCUAGAAGGUGGAUACCAGCACCUUGGAAAAUGAGAGGAAGUGCCUGUUACAAUGUAGCUGAAGAUGUUCGAGCCUUCCAGCUCCUAACUCACUGUAUCUUGGCUUGAGUCCCCACCAAAGGCAUGGAAAGCCUGGGUCAGCUGUGCCCCAGUCUAAGUACAUUCAAACCCAAACAUAUUAUCUUUCAAGACAGGUCCUAAGUAACGAUACCUUUUUGUAUCUCCACUGCCCAUCUGAGCU